Molecule: messenger RNA, 387 nt
Organism: Micromonas commoda
Lineage: Eukaryota; Viridiplantae; Chlorophyta; Mamiellophyceae; Mamiellales; Mamiellaceae
Exons: 1
Coding region: 1-387 (128 amino acids)
Source: RefSeq, a predicted model, not a curated record
AUGCUCCACGACGAGAACAACGAGCACUUCCCCGAGGUGCUCCGCGAGCGCCGCCGCUUCUACCGCGAGACGAGCAAGGAGCAGGACUUCUGGAUCGUGCCCAACCCCGCGUUCCUCGACGCCAUGCCGGACGUGAAGAAGAAGGUGCGUCAGCCGUGCGUCGCGGUCGUCACCACCGACAAGGUGUGGAAUGACUUUGUCAAGCUCCGCCUCGACCGCGUGUACAAGGGGGCCGUGGAGGGCACCGGCGUCGAGUGCCUCAAGUCCAACGAGCUCAUCGCCAAGGAUGCGUUCAAGGCGCCCGACCCGAGCAAGUGGACCGCGCCCUACCUCAAGUACGCCCCGGGUUGGUGGGAGGCGUUCUACCCCGGCAACGAGGACGCGUGA